Messenger RNA from Anastrepha obliqua, 1140 nucleotides. Its product is annotated as GSK3-beta interaction protein-like. Gene Ontology annotation, cellular component: cytoplasm. Lineage: Eukaryota; Metazoa; Arthropoda; Insecta; Diptera; Tephritidae. Gene Ontology annotation, biological process: regulation of canonical Wnt signaling pathway. The record is from RefSeq and is a predicted model, not a curated record. The coding region runs from base 358 to 831 and encodes 157 amino acids. Gene Ontology annotation, molecular function: kinase regulator activity; protein kinase A binding. The transcript has a single exon.
CAAAAUUUAUUAUCAGCUGUUUGCAUACGCUGAGGAAAUGCUGGAAAAAUCAUUGGUAAUCUUUUCAUUCAUCAAAUUACAGUUCCAAGCCCAAGAAAUUCGAGUGGAAAACAGCUAAAUACAAGUUUCACAACGAAGAAUACUGGAUAAUUUUGCUAAAUAAGAGGCAAUACUGGCGCGCAAAGCGCAUGGAUGUUUAGUAAAGUCGCGUUUUCUAUAAAACAUUUUUUUAAAGUUGAAUACGUCACGAAUAUUGCUGUAUCUACUUGAAACAAUACGAUCUCGGAGAAAAAGCAUACAUUGUUUUUGAAGUUCUUAUAAGAUUUUUUGAAUGUACUAUUUUUUUUUGAAAAUAAGAUGAGUAUAAAAUCUGAUGUUGACUCAACUACAACUCCUUUUGAUGACAAUGAUGAUGAAAUUAUUAACUGGGAAGAGGAAGCAGCUGCUAUUAUACGAGAUGUUAAUCCACAUGUUGCACUAAUCGAAAUAUCUCGGCAAUUACCUAGCAACGAAAGUAAAGUGUACCUGAAUGUGCGUACCAUUGAGGGACAGGAAUAUUGCGUACAAGUAUCCAGUAUUGGUUUUCGUGUAGUUGCCAAUAAAUUUGACGAAAUCAACGUCAAUAACAACGAUGUAACCGAGGACGAGGAUGAGGUAUAUGAAACGCCUUAUGCGUUAUUGGAUAAAAUCAGCCCUAGUUAUGUGGAAUCAUUUGGCAACCAGCUGUGCAAGCAACUGUUGUCCGUGCAACAAAUGCGUACGCAAUUCAAUGAAGAAGACGAGGAGGGUGUCGAAGAGGAGGAUGAUAUCGGGUGUCCAAAAGCGUCAUAGUGCGAAUUUUAAUCUGCUUCUGACACCUGACGACUUAAGAAAAGCCAAAAGAGAUCCAACAACAAACUAACAGAAAUGUGAAAUACAAAUACAAAUUAGUCGUAAGCAAAUUUCCAUUUUAAUGUAUGCCUGUAAUUAUGCAUUUUAUGUAUGUAUGUUUUACUAAAUGAAUAACGUCCGUAUUUUUUGUAUGUAAUUUGAUGCGAUUAACUGGCUGGUUUGUACGUAUGUUGUUCCACAUAUGAAUCUAUAUAUAGUAUACUUAAAAUUUCAAGCGCUUCAAGAAUAAAGAUUGUGACUGCAAUUCAA